This is a messenger RNA of Cucumis melo (muskmelon), 608 nucleotides long. RefSeq lists its product as uncharacterized. The record is from RefSeq and is a predicted model, not a curated record. Gene Ontology annotation, biological process: nucleoside triphosphate catabolic process. Lineage: Eukaryota; Viridiplantae; Streptophyta; Magnoliopsida; Cucurbitales; Cucurbitaceae. The transcript has 2 exons. The coding region runs from base 61 to 438 and encodes 125 amino acids. Gene Ontology annotation, molecular function: nucleoside triphosphate diphosphatase activity.
GAAGGCAAUUAAGGCAUUGAUUUUGUAGAAAGUUGUUUUGGAGACAAUUAACUAAUAAUAAUGAGUAGUGUAAGAAAGGUGGAAGAGGAUCGAGAUGGAAGUGUGAGUUUGGAGGUUUUAAGGAUGAAAAUGGCAGAGUUUUCUAAACAAAGGAAUUGGGAACGCUUUCAUAGCCCUAGAAAUCUCCUUCUUGCUUUGGUGGGAGAAGUAGGAGAAUUAUCAGAAAUAUUUCAAUGGAAAGGAGAGGUACCAAAAGGGCUGCCAGAAUGGGAAGAAGAUGAGAAGAAGCACUUGGGAGAAGAGCUUUCUGAUGUGCUUUUGUAUUUGGUUAGACUCUCUGAUAUUUGUGGCAUUGAUCUUUCUAAAGCUGCCUUAAGGAAAUUGGAGCUCAAUGCUAUUAAGUACCCUCUUCACAAAUCCACUGAUAAUAAUAAUUAAUAUCACUCUCCCUUCAUCACCUAAUUUUACACUACUAUUUCUCUUUUUCUUUUAUCAUCCCCAUCCUGAGAUUGAUUGAUACGUGUAAGCUUAGGUCUACGAUAAUGUUAUAAAUAAUAAAUUUAAUUAGUUUACGAGAGAUUAUUAUAAAUAUAUUUGGUUACUAUUUC